CAUUCGCCAGUUGAGAAAGGCCGUCCAAGUGAAACGUACGCGACGCCGCCGCGGCUCCGACACUCGAUACAAUAAACUUUAAACGUAUCAAACGAAAACUAACCUGCGAUUAAUUAAGUAAUUAAAAAACACAGUGAUAACUUUUAGUACGAUCUAGUCGAAUUUACGGCUUGUAAUAAGCAUCGGAUAUUUUUUGUAUUUUACCGUUAAGUUUGUCAAAAACAGACUGCAGUGUCUCGUGUGAAAUCGUGAGGUUUUUGUGUGAAAUUAUUUAUUUGGUUCACGAUUAGUGUUUAGAAACUAUCCUGUAUUGUUCUACUGGAGGCGCAUUCCUUGGACUAACCUCGACGGACCGGUUAUUUAAGCAGUCAUUAUGUUACCGAGGAAAAGAAGUGCGAUGCUGCUCAGCUUUGUAGUCGCGAUGGUGAUCCACCAGACGGAACAAUAUGGCUCCGGAGCUCCGUCAGGGGCCUGCAUAGACCAGACGCCGAGACACGAGUCCAUCCCGGCGCAGUCAUCGACACCUCCCUACAUCAUCCUAACAUCGACUGCACAAGUGAGGCAGGGAGACACUCUGCAGGUGACAGUCGGCAGCCCUGCGGGGGCUCCACUACCCAUCGGAGGGUUCAUCUUACAGGCUCGACAGAUACAGAACCCAGACGUGAUAGUAGGCAAGUUUGUAGGCGUACCAGACACAACUAUGACCCACGUGACAACAUGUAGCAACCCCAACGACACGGUGACACACUCCUCGCCCGAGGACAAACCUGCCAUGACCUUCCAAUGGCAAGCACCUACUGACUUCCUUGGAGGAAUUGAAUUCAGAGCGACCGUGGCCCAAAGCUACGCUACUUUCUGGAAGAAUGUGGAGUCUCCUUUAGUCGAAGUGGUGACUCCCGACACAGUAACCAGCGCCCCCGCUGCCGCUGCACCAGCCACUACUAGGGCAACGCAACCACCGCCCGUCAUCAUGGAGAGCAAGCCCAAACAAGAAGCAGCACCCCUCGACGUGGUCUACCAGGGCUGUGCUGACACUAAACUAUGCUUUGGAGUACCACAGAACUGCGUUACCAAAGGCGACUGCAAAGCUGUACUAGCAGUAUUUGUUUCUGGGGACCGAUACACGUUUGAACUGCAGGCCGUUGGCAACCCUAAGUAUGUAGCAGCUGGUCUAAGUACUGACAACAAGAUGGGUGACGAUAGCGCCAUGGAAUGCGUGAGGAAUGACAAUGGGAGAGUGAGUCUCUUCACUUCGUGGACUUAUUCUAAGGUUGAUCCCUAUGUAAGCCGUUCUGACUCGCCUCAAGAGAUCGUGCAGCUUCAGGAGUCGUCUGUGAUCGAUGGCAAACUGUACUGCAAGUUCAGAAGAGACGUGGUGUCUGUUGUACAAGGCAAGACGUUCGACCUCGCCAACUCUAUGUACAAUUUGAUGGUGGUCGCUGGCAGCGAGAUGAAAGAUGCGAAUCGCGUAGGUUUCCACGACUUGGCGUACGAAGCGACCGGUACUCCAAUGUCGCUGGCUACCGUCGGCACCGCGGCUGCCAGCUCCAAGCUACUGCUCAAACUACACGGCAGCUUCAUGUUGCUAGCUUGGCUGGGCACUGCAUCGCUUGGUAUACUGCUGGCUCGCUACUUCAGGCAGACUUGGGUCGGCAAGCAGCUCGGCGGCAAGGAUAUCUGGUUUGCUUACCAUCGUAUCUUCAUGGUGCUGACGUGGCUGCUGACUGUAGUCGGGUUCAUUCUGAUCCUGAUCGAGGUGGGCGGCUGGUCCACUACUGGAGACAACCCUCACGCCAUCACCGGCAUCGUCACGGUUAUCAUGUGCUUUAUCCAACCUAUUGGUGCAUACUUCAGGCCGCACCCGGGCACUAAGACCAGGCCGAUCUUCAACUGGGCGCACUGGCUGCUCGGGAACUCCGCUCACAUUCUGGGAAUCGUGACGAUCUUCUUCGCGGUGUACCUGCAGAAGGCGGAGCUCCCCUCGUGGAGCGUGUACAUCCUCGCUGCCUUCGUCGCCUUCCACGUCAUCAUGCAUCUUGUGCUCACUUUGACGGUGUGUGUAUCGGACGGGCGUAUUAGCAACGGACGCAUCAACGCGUUCCCCAUGAAGGACAUGCUCGGACAGACGCGGCAGGCCACGCAGGUCGACCGCAGCACUGAUGCUCCGUUCUCAAGGUUCAGACGGCUGCUCCUCGGAGUCUACACGCCCGUGGUGCUGAUAUUCGCGAUCGCUAUGGUCUGCCUAGUAGCCCUUGCCCCCAUCACAGAAGUAUACGACACGAUCAUGGGUGCUUGAAUCAUAGAGUAACAACCAAAUGAUAUUGUACUAAUUUUAAAAUUAAAGGAUGGAUGUGGCUUUAAAAAUAUUUUAAGUUAAAACUCUUUCUGCAUUGCAGGAGAUGAGAAAUAGUGGACCUGUUUCAAUCAAUCAGAAAAAAAACAGUGAAUUGUUAAACUAAACAUUGGAUAAUGAUUAAUAAAACUAACAUUUUAUUUAUGACCGAGAAUUGCUAUUGUAUUGUAUAGAAGUUUAAAAAGAUAAAAAAGUCUUACCCGGAUUAUGGACGCUUAUCUAUACAUAUAAUAAAAUUGUAGAAAAGUGCUGUCUGUACAUUGAAAUAAAAAUAAAAAAAAUAGCAGG
Molecule: messenger RNA, 2641 nt
Organism: Spodoptera litura
Lineage: Eukaryota; Metazoa; Arthropoda; Insecta; Lepidoptera; Noctuidae
Product: ferric reductase 1
Cellular component (GO): membrane
Source: RefSeq, a predicted model, not a curated record